AUGCCUCAUUCUACGUCCAAAGAGUUCUCAAACCCCCAGAGUUCAAACGAAGCAAAUUCCCGGACGUAUGUCAGCUAUCCUUGGUAUUGGGUAGUGCCAAUCGUCAUUAUCGCAAUUAUCUGGUACUAUAUCAGUUUAGCGAAAGACCGAGAGAUUCUGAUAUGCGACGGCACUGAAGUGAAGAUCCCAUAUUGUCUUCAAUGUUCCGGUAGUUGCGUAUUGGAAUGUGGAGGCGACAAAGUGACGAUCCCAUUAUGCGAGGAGCCAGUUGAUCCACCCUCACCAGUCGGAGGAGGUGGUCAACGCUUGCUUGGGAGGGAUGGCAGGCCUUUCGUCGUUGAAAUGCUCGCAUCGGAUGUUGAAAUGGCAGCGACAAAGGGGCGGAAGAUGGCAUGGGCAGGAACUGCUAGCGUGAACUGGGCGAGUGGCCAGGGAAUAGAGGAGACCACUGCCAAGCAAUUGGGUAUAUGCUGGGGUACAUUGACUGAUGGCAACAUGACAUAUGAUUGUGUGGAGAUCAAGACAUGA
Molecule: messenger RNA, 528 nt
Organism: Aspergillus tubingensis
Lineage: Eukaryota; Fungi; Ascomycota; Eurotiomycetes; Eurotiales; Aspergillaceae
Exons: 1
Coding region: 1-528 (175 amino acids)
Source: RefSeq, a predicted model, not a curated record